This is a messenger RNA of Gekko japonicus, 3633 nucleotides long. Its product is annotated as ankyrin repeat and fibronectin type-III domain-containing protein 1-like. Lineage: Eukaryota; Metazoa; Chordata; Lepidosauria; Squamata; Gekkonidae. Bases 1 to 3633 code for a protein of 1210 amino acids. The transcript has 19 exons. Gene Ontology annotation, molecular function: protein binding. Gene Ontology annotation, biological process: establishment of mitotic spindle orientation; regulation of establishment of bipolar cell polarity; signal transduction. The record is from RefSeq and is a predicted model, not a curated record. Gene Ontology annotation, cellular component: spindle.
AUGACACAGCAAAUGAGAGACUUACAGCUCACUCAGUCUAGGAAGCAGCCGGGACCCUCCUCCCCAAAUGCCGCCAAGAGGCUGUACCGGAACCUGUCUGGGAAAUUCCGCGUUAACUACAUGUCCUUUGACGAGGGGAGCUUCACGGGGAGGAGUGAGAAGGAGAAGCUACGCAAGUCUUACCUUUUCCAAGGCAACGCCGCCCUCUUUGAAGCCGUCGAGCUGCAGGACCUUGAUAAGGUACAGGACUUGCUGAAGCAGUACAGCCUGGAGGAGCUGGACCUGAACACCCCAAACAGCGAGGGGCUCCUGCCCCUGGACAUCGCCAUCAUGACCAACAACGCUCCCAUCGCCAAGACACUGCUGCUGGCAGGGGCCAAGGAGAGUCCUCACUUCGUGAGUCUGGAGAGCCGGGCACUGCACCUGUCCACACUGGUCCAGGAAGCCGAACAGCGGGUCAACGAUCUCACUGCCCAGGUGGUGAACGAGGUGCCCAACGCAGACUGUUCGGAGAAAGAGAAGCAGCUGAAGUCCUGGGAAUGGCGCUACCGGCUUUACAAACGCAUGAGUGCCGGCUUUGAGCAUGCCCGGGUUCCAGAUCCACCCACGAAUGUUCACCUGUCCGUGGCCAGCAGCACUUCUGUGGAAGUCGUCUUCCAGGAGCCUCUGAGUGUCAACUCGGCUGUGGUCACCAAAUACAAAGUCGAGUGGAGCUGCUCCCCCACCUUCUCCCCGCCGCUGGGAGAGAUGGUGAUCGACAAGCUGAAAAACCUCCAUGUCACCAUCCGCGGCCUCGUCUCGGGUACUGCUUACUAUGUCCAAGUGUUUGCCUACAAUAUGAAGGGCUGGGGACCUCCUCAAACUUCGAUACCACCCUUUGCUAUUCCCUCAAACUGGAGAGAGUAUGAUGGGCGGGCACCACGGCGGAGGGGGCAAGCUGGAGCUUUAGACCACCUCCUCACCCAGGUGAAGACUGUGCACCAGCACUGUGUGUGUCACGAAUCUUGCAAGAACCAGCCACAGAACAGGAAGCACUCAGUCUCCAAGAGCCUAAAGUAUCUCUUCCAUCCUGGGAGCAAAUUCUUAAAGACGCUGAAAAGGGGUCUCUAUCUGUCAUCCCUAUUCUACAAAGAUGACAACAUUCUGGUGACGCAUGAGGAUCAGGUCCCUGUGGUGGAGAUAGAUGACACCUACUCCUGUCUGCUCAUGCAGGACUUCCUCUGGUUCACCAAGGUGUCUUGCAUGUGGGAUGAAAUCCUCUGGCUGCGUCAGUGCGUCACCGUCUCCCAGUCCUCCUGCUCCUGCAUUCUUCAAACACGCUUCAAGAUGCUGCUGGCCAUCUCACAGAUGCAGGGUCUGCUGGGCAUCCAGGACCUGGGACAGGUCUUUUUUGAGCCCAUCAAAGACAAGCAGGGCAACAUUUUGGUUGUGACCCUGAAGGAGGUGAAGAGCAACCAGACCUUCGAGAGUGUCCGCUGGGUUCCCCUUUCCAAGCUACAGACAAGCCGCAAAUCCGUCUCCUCUCCCGAAGAGCCCACCGCUCUGGACACGCUGCUGAUGACCCUGCAGGACAAGCUGGCUUACCACCAGAAAAGUAGCCAAGCUCUCCCCCCUGGUCUCUACUUGGGUUACCUGAAGCUCUGCAGUGCUGUUGACCAGAUCCGAGUGCUGGUGCCCGAACGGUUGCCCAACAUCCUGUGCCACGUGAAGAUACGGAACAACCCAAACGUCUCCAGGGAGGAGUGGGAGUGGCUGCAGAGCCUGGCCAGCUUGGAGGAGCCCGUCCCCCCAGAGCAGGAUCUGGAGACCACCCCCCAGAACCUCUUGCUCCAGGAGCUCCAAGGGGCAGUGAAAGAGUUGAUGCAGCUGGUAAACGUCCCGUUGCACGAGGCCAAGGAUUUCCGUCUGUACAGUCAGGAAGUUCUGGACUUUGGAGGAGAGGUCUCCUUUCUCUUGCUGCUGCCUCCCUCAGACGACGUGUGCACUGCUCCUGGUCAGAACAACCCUUACACUCCCCGGUCUGGCUUCUUCACACUCCCUCUUCAGAUCUUUGAGCUGGGUAAGCAAGACUAUGGGAUGACCCGCUGGACGGGACUUGAGCCGAGCUGCAGUCAGAGGUGCCCUAUGCAGCCCACUUUGAUUCCUCUGGAGUCACUCCGCACUGGGUUGCGCUCCCGGAGAAUCCCAGGCUGUACGGGCAUCUGGCAAAUGGAAGAGAUCUGGCGGGAAAUGCGUUGGAUGAUGGAUGCCCUGCAGCACGCCCGGUACAAGCAGCCGUCUGGUGGCAUCUCGCUCGUGUGCUUCCUCGAGGAAUCUAGCACUGCAUUGAAGGAGAAAACUCAGUCGACCUCUUCUCACUUGGACUUUUUUCCCUCGCCUACCCCAUCUCCUGAAACAAGUCGCAAGCUCAACUCGGAUUCACAUGGGAUGUCCGAUGAAGAGGGUUCAUCGGAGGUAUUUUUGGCUACGGACAGCGACUACGACUCCAGCAGGGCUCAAAGCCCCAGGGAGCUGGAUCUUGUUUACUCCUCUUCGGGGCCUGACUGCUGCAGCAGAAGAAAUCCCCGCCCUCUGAGGGACAGUGCCCCCGAUGUCCUACAGAGUCAUGAGCUGAAGACAGCCGCAAUCCUUACGGAGGAGCCUCGGCCACCCCCCGAGCUCUACGAUAGUGACUUUGUGCUCCCCAGCCGGCAGAUAGAACUGUUGCGCAUCACAGAGAAACGGCAAGCUUAUUGUGUUCGCACCAGCAGCCUGGAUUUCCCUAAGCCCCUUUGCCACGGGGCCCGGAAGUCCUGCCCCGGUUCAGUCGACAGCUCCCCGACAGAAAGCAGGACUGCGGGCCGAUGCAGCCCUGUAAGGUUUGGGACAGGCUUGGCCUUCAGCCCCAAGCACAGCUGGCCCUCAGAGAGCUCCGAGCCUGUCUUCCGGACACGCUCCGUUGAGUGGACUCAUACCUUCCAAGAGGUGCCUGAGCCAGGGCAUGUAGCAAACCGGGGCAAGUUGCCAGGAUCCACUGCGUUAUGCGUGUGCCCACAGUAUGAAACGGGGCUCUCCAAAGAGACAAACAUUAAGGACACAGGGGCAUUCUCUCUGUUAUGUCCUUUUGUGGCCCAGAACAGGAGAGUGAAGAGCUGUGUUCCCUUAACAGAGGAAUUGAUGAUGGAUAUAAAGAAUUAUGGCAGGCCAAGGGUGACGGAAGAAAGGAAGGAAAACAUCUCUGUAGUGUUGCAGAGGAAUGGAAGCAAGAGCCUGGGCAAGCUCAUUAUUCUCCCAGUGUUGAGAAUGCCUGAGACCCCGUUGAAGGAGGAAAGGAGGGGCCAGUUGGCCAUUCUCAAGUCCCUGAGACUGCGGGUCACCAGCAAGAUGACGGCAGAAGAGGUGGUGAAGCUGGUGGUGGAAGAGAUCAAUGAGAUCUCGCGCAAUGUCCUGGGAGAUGCCGACGCUUUCUGCUACGGCGAAGAGCAGCUGGGCCACUUUGGGCUUGUGUUCGUGUCCGAGGAAGUUGAGCAGUGGCUCCCCAAUGACUUCCUUCCCCUCUCGCUCCAAAAGGCUUGGCCCGACGGGAGGUUCUACGUUCGGAUCAAAGAGACUUCUCCGCUCUUGUUUCAGUAUGGGCCAGCAACAACUGUAUGA